Moneuplotes crassus is the source of this 970-nucleotide messenger RNA. The record is from the annotation of a GenBank genome assembly. NCBI's taxonomy places the organism in Eukaryota, Ciliophora, Spirotrichea, Euplotida, Euplotidae.
AUGGCAUUUAGUGUAUUGGAGCCAUUUUUCUGGGCGAUUAGCCAGAUUUUUGACAUUAACAAGCGGAUUAUUCACUAUAUCUUAUGGACAAUGUUUCCAGACCAGACUGAAUAUAUGGUUGGACUGAUCAAGCAAGUAUCAUUAACUAUUUUCACGUUUUUCUUCAAGAGUGCUAUAUUGUGAACAAAGAUAUUCCUAUACACUUCUGUUUUCUCCUCUCUAGCUGGGCUCAGUAUCCUGGUUUCAUUUGUUACUUACUCAUUGUUCUAUCAUUUCUAUAUGCCGCAUGAAUACCAGAGGCAGGAGCUAGUAUUUCUGGAGAACCAAAAUUCCCUCUUGGCUGAGCUCAGUCUUGAUUGAUAUAGUUAUGAGAAAGGUGUUCCUCCCCCAAGCGAUUGUUUAAUCCUGCAGGAUCAAAAAUAUAUGGCUUUCCUUGACAUGGAUAUAGUGGAAACUGAGGAUACUGAGAAAAUUGUUUCUAUUUAUACAAGUGCUAAAUUAACUUCUGUGGACAAUCAUACAAAAACAUUUAACCAAAGGUCGAACAUUAGGUACAAAUAACUCCUUUGUAAAGUACCUGCAUAUGGCUGUAUUUUCUAUUCCACAGCUUGUCGGAUUCUCUGAUGAUGACCUUCAGAAAGUGAGCGUGCCUCUUUUCGAUCAUGUUGAUAAUACAGUUUUUAAUAUUAGUGAUAUCUCUAUUACUUUGAAACCUCAAUUGCUGAGGUUUUACUCAGCUGAGAUUUCGAUAACAGCUCAGCUCGGAGGAAUGCAGUAUUAUAUGAAGAAGUGGUUCCUGUCAUGCUUGCUCAUAUUCGUCGGUUCAAUGGCAUCAUGAAUGUUCAUCUACUGAUUUGUAAUGAUCGUUACCUUCUGGGUAAUCGUUCGAAACAAGAUAAGGGAUCAUCUCGAUUUCAAUGAACCUGAAAAUUCCUAUAUCAAAUUAUUUAUUCUAAGGUCAAUAUUUUAG